Molecule: messenger RNA, 3248 nt
Organism: Triplophysa rosa
Lineage: Eukaryota; Metazoa; Chordata; Actinopteri; Cypriniformes; Nemacheilidae
Gene: scly
Product: selenocysteine lyase
Exons: 13
Coding region: 41-1498 (485 amino acids)
Source: RefSeq, a predicted model, not a curated record
GGGCGGGAUUUAAUGUUCUGCGUUUCCUGUUUAAAAAUUGAUGGUGGAGUGUUACUUUGUCACAUUGAACAGUAAAUCAUUGACAGCACACGCUGAAGAGUGCAGAAGUGUGGUAAUGGCUGAAAAGGCUGGCCCCUUUGUCAUUCUGAAUCAUAAUGUAUGGGGCAACUCUUCACAUCACCCGGGGUCUGACCAGGAUUGUCAUCAUCAUGUUAACUUGGAUCACCAACCUGUAGCUGAUGAGUCAGACAGAAUAUAUAUGGAUUACAAUGCCACCACUCCAGUCGAUCCAGAUGUUGUUAGGGCUGUCACUGAAACUUUAACUGAUGCGUGGGGAAAUCCCAGCAGUAAUUACUUGCCAGGUCUGAAAGCAAGAGACACUGUUUACCAUUGCAGAGACACUGUUGCAAGGAUGGUCGGUGGCAAAGCAUCAGACAUUAUAUUUACAUCAGGAGGAACUGAGGCCAAUAAUUUGGUGUUUCACACAGCAGUGGAGCAUUUCGGGAAAUGUAUGAAUUCUUCAGAGGGAAACGCAUACAUCCAGAAGCUGAAUGGAAGAGGGUCCCUCCCCCAUAUAAUCACUUCGAAUGUGGAGCAUGACUCCAUCAAAGUCACAGCGGAAUACUUGUUAAAAGAUGGCAAAGCAGAUGUCACGUUUGUGCCCAUUUCCAAGGUGACUGCACGGGUGGAGGUAGAGGAUGUCAUUGCAGCGCUUCGUCCCACCACAUGCUUGGUGUCAGUUAUGCUGGCCAACAAUGAGACAGGCAUCAUUAUGCCAAUUAAAGACAUUUGUCUGAGGGUUAAGGAGGUAAACAAACAGAGGUCUCUGUCAACUCCCAGAAUCCUCCUGCACACUGAUGCAGCCCAGGCUAUUGGAAAGAUACGAGUGAAUGCACAAGAUCUGGGAGUAGACUACAUUACCAUUGUAGGGCACAAGUUUUAUGGCCCUCGAAUCGGGGCUUUGUUUGUGAAUGAUCCUGGAACCAAAACCCCAGUGUACCCUCUGCUUUUUGGAGGAGGACAAGAGCGCAAUUUCAGACCAGGAACUGAAAACACAGCAAUGAUAGCUGGUCUUGGAAAGGCUGCAGAAUUAGUAAGCUUAAAUCUAGAUGCAUACGAAACCCAUUUAUUGGAUAUUAGAUGCUACCUGGAGCAGAAGCUGAUAGCUGUCUUUGGAGAGGAUAAGGUUCAUUUUAACAGUCGUUUUCCUGGCUCAGAAGUUUUGCCCAACACUUGCAAUGUGUCCAUCAUGGGAAGAGGACUGGAGGGGCGUAGAGUGUUGUCCACAUGCAGGAGGUUGUUGGCUAGUGUUGGUGCUGCCUGCCACUCAGACAGAGGAGAUCAGGCGUCCUAUAUUCUUCUCAACUGUGGGAUUCCACAUGAUGUGGCUACCAAUGCUCUGAGAAUAAGUGUGGGCAGAAGUACCUCCCGUGAAGAUGUGGACAUUGUAGUGGAGGAUCUGAGAGAAACUGUUGAGCAGCUGGAGAGAAUAAACUAGUGCUGUUUUCCAGAAUAACAUCUGUGGGAUGGAUUUUACAUAGACAAAGUGAUAUUGCUCUUGAACCUAAAAUGAAUCUUAAUCAAAUGGUUUCUUUAGCCUACAGUUAUGUGCUAUUAGUAUGAAAACAACAUUUAUUGUUUGAGAGUGUGUUAAAAGUAUAGGCUUCUGGACAGCAGAAUAUUUCAAGUAAUGUAAAAUGUACCUUAAUUUAUUAAGCUACAAGAUAUGCUAAUUAAUGUCAAUAGUUUGGUAGUUUAAAAUUUUUGGAUAUGAAUAUUGGCCUAGCUGUAGUCAGUUCAGGUCAGAGUUUAGGGAUCUUUUUUAGAUUUGGGAAGGGUUGCAAUUUUUGUUUUAUAAUAAAUGCCUCUUAAAGCAGUACCUUAACUAUCCUAUCCAUACUAUGGAAACAUUUUAAAGGGUAACUCCACCAAAGAAUGAAUUGUUCCACAACCGUAAGACCUCCAAUCAUUUUUGGAACCCAAAUUAAGAUGUUUUGAUGAGGUUGCAGAGAUUUCGGACACCCCCAAAGACAGCAUCGCAACGUACAAUCAAAGCACAUGAAGUUAAUAAAGAAAUGGUUAAAAUAAUCCAUGUGACUCAACAAUUUUCUCCCUUCGACGUGUGUCCAGAAGCGUCUGCCUCUGAUUAACAUGCAUGCAUUGUGAACGCCGGCUCCUGUGUCUGCACUGCACGCAUGGGUCACAUGCUCUUCUGAACGCGCUUUGGAGACUGACGCGGAAAGGAGAAAUUGUUGAAUAAAGCUUAUUUUUGUUUUAUUGCACACACAAGAAGUAUAGUCGUCUCUUCAUAAAAUGAAGAUUGUAGUCAAUGGGGAGUCAAAUUGUCUAUUUUAACCAUGCAUUUACUAACUCUGCGCUAGGGCUGUCGCGAUAAACCAACGAUAAAUAUCACGUGAUUUAUGCACAGCUUUUGAGUGAAGUACGGGAAAAUACUGCUGCAUCCGAAAGCCAGAGGGCGCUCUCGUGUGGAAACUCCAAAUAUGCACUGCAGAAGAAGAUCAUAACACGGUCUAGAAUCUAGGAAAUGCCUAUGGACAUCUUUUUUUAUCACUGUUACUCAAGCCUCAUCAGGUAUUUUUAUGAUAAUAAAGUAUAUUUAUAAUGAUCAUGUUUGACGGGUGUUGUUUUUUCAAAUGCACAUUAUAAGCGACUCAAACUCGCACUGCUUUUAGAUCGAGCAGCAUUUCCUACUGAUCCUAGAGCCGUGCAUCACGGAUAAGCUACAAAGAAAAAAAAAUCGACACAUUGCAUAUCGCAGCCAGCUUGAUUUCAAUAGGAUUUAGUGGUAUCGCGAUAAAAUAUCGUGCAACCCUACUCUGCGCUAUGGUUGUAUGUUGCAUUGCAGUCUAUGGGGGAGUCAGAAAGCUCUUGGACAUCAUCAAAACUAUCUUAAUUUGUGUUCGGAAGCUGAACAGAGGUCUUAGGGUUGUGGAACGACUUAAUGGUGAGCAAUUUUCAUUCUUUUUGUAUUGGGAGAAUAAUUAAAAGGCUUUUAAUAAAGGUUUUCGCUAGCUUUUGGAACUGAGCAAUUUUAUAUGUUCAUGUAGUAAGGCAUGUGCCUUUAUAUGACGUUGAAUCUAGGCUGCAGUUACAGUGGAAUGUGAUGGUGUAUACAGAUAAAUUACUGUUUAGCGUGUUAACAAAAUGUUUGUAUGCUCUCCUACUUGUAAGUCGCUUUGGAUAAAAGCAUCUGCCAAAUGAAUAAAUGUAAAUAAAAAAAUAAAAAA